Molecule: messenger RNA, 2422 nt
Organism: Aedes aegypti (yellow fever mosquito)
Lineage: Eukaryota; Metazoa; Arthropoda; Insecta; Diptera; Culicidae
Product: HBS1-like protein
Exons: 6
Coding region: 240-2345 (701 amino acids)
Biological process (GO): translation
Molecular function (GO): GTPase activity; GTP binding
Source: RefSeq, a predicted model, not a curated record
UGAUGAGGAUGAUGCACGCUGGCGACCAUCUGUCAUCAUUAUUUGGAAAAGUUUUUUGGUGCGCGACUGCAACGCAAUCAAUAAAUAUUUAAUUUAUAUUUAAAUACUUUAAACUAUGCGUUCCACCUUGGAAAACUGAUUUUAAGUAUAUUUCAAGGGUUACUGAACAAUAAUCAAAUGUUAUAUGUGAGCUAGAACAGUGUUUUCUUAGUAAAAAGUUCAAAAGAAGCUGCAGCAAAAUGUCUCGCCAUCGGAACGUGCGGACUAUGAAUUACGAUGAAUACGACGAUGAUGACGAUUAUCCCUAUGGACACUCGGUGGAGGACGAAUGCAUUUCCCCGACGGACGCCCAGCAAUGGAUUUUCGACCGCGCCAGGGGACAGCACAGUAUGUCCGCUUUUCUGGCCAAUAACCGGGACAUAGAAGAGGAAGACGAUGACGAGGUGCAAGCGGCCCAGCCCCAACCGGAAAACUCCAAGGGACUGCUUCACAGAAGAGAUUCCGAGUGCUACCAGCUACCGGAACUCAACGAGGAGGACCGUGUCCGGUUGAUGUCGUGCAUGGACGAAAUAAGGAACAUUGUCGGCGAAUCGCUUUCCGACAGGCAACUGGUGGAAGCUAUAAUGAAGCAUAACUAUGAUUUCGAUAACGCCCUGGAUGAGCUUCUCAAUAGCAGCAAAAAUACACCCCAGCAGUCUGAAAUUGCGGAAGAGGUUGCACCUAAAACGCUGAAGGAACCCAUCGAAAAAGGUAUCGGCGAUCGAUUGCUAGAGAAAUCAGAUAAGCUGCUAUGUCAACUUCCACUCCAAUUGAAACCCUCUGCUCCCGUAGCGGAGCCACCUCAACCGCUGAUCCUCAUCACACCAACGGCAAAGAAAGCAAACGUCACAAGGGGCUUCGAAAUCAACAGUCCACGAAUUCAGUCACCAUCCGCAUCGGGUCGGAACACUCCAGUGCAAGACACCGGAGACGAUAGCAGGCAAUUUCAAACGCCGAAACCCUUGCCAAAGGAACUCCAGCGCAAUGCUCAGGAGCUUUUCAAAAAGGAACGCGGUGAGGGUAAGCAACACAUCCAUAUGGUCGUCAUUGGCCACGUGGAUGCCGGUAAAAGUACAUUGAUGGGUCACUUGCUGUGUGACACUGGAAACAUCAGCCAGAGGGUAAUGCACAAAAACGAGCAGGAAAGUAAAAAACUCGGAAAGCAGAGUUUCAUGUACGCCUGGGUGCUGGACGAAACCGGCGAGGAACGAGAACGAGGCAUCACGAUGGACGUUGGCAGCUCGCGGUUUGAAACGGCAAAUAAACAGAUAACGCUGUUGGAUGCUCCUGGCCACAAGGAUUUCAUACCAAAUAUGAUAUCAGGAGCCAACCAAGCGGACGUAGCAUUACUCGUGGUAGAUGCCACCAGGGGAGAAUUCGAAACAGGUUUCGAGCAGGGUGGACAGACACGUGAACACGCUUUGCUUGUGCGAUCAUUGGGUGUCAGUCAGUUGGGUGUCGUUGUCAAUAAACUGGACACCGUGGGGUGGUCCCAGCAACGAUUCGAUGAAAUCGUAGGCAAGUUGAAAGUCUUCCUGAAGCAAGCUGGGUUCAAGGAUUCCGAUGUGGUUUACGUACCUUGUUCGGGAUUGACUGGAGAGAAUUUGGUUAAGGAGCCAACCGAUACCGAACUGCUCAAGUGGUACAAAGGCCCGACUUUGUUGAGGGUGAUUGACUCUUUCAAAACUCCUGCACGUUCGAUAGAUAAGCCGUUCCGUAUGUCGGUGUCGGACAUAUUUAAGGGCACUGGUUCAGGUUUCUGCAUUUCGGGGCGUAUCGAAUCCGGAGUAAUUUGUGUGAACGAUAAGGUGCUGGUGUGUCCCAGUAAGGAGCAGGCAGUUGUUAAAAAUAUUGCCAUCGACGAAGUGCAAUACACGACCUGUUUCGCUGGAGAUCAGGUCUCGAUUACCUUAGCUAAUAUCGACAUUGCCAACAUAUCUGUUGGCUACAUCCUCAGCGAUAUCUAUAAUCCGAUUCCGUUGGCAACGAGGAUACGGGCACGGAUCGUAGUGUUCAACGUCAAAGUGCCAAUCACGAUGGGCUAUCCGGUGUUGCUGCAUCAUCAGUCUUUGAUAGAGCCAGCGACGAUUUGCAAACUUAAAGCUCAACUACAUAAAGGAACGGGCGAAGUAAUUAAGAAGAAUCCUCGCUGUUUGGGUAAUAAUUCUUGUGCUUCGGUGGAUAUCGAGUUCCAGCGACCAAUAUGCAUGGAAAGAUACGCAGAUUUUAAAGAACUCGGUAGAAUUAUGUUGCGCGUCAGUGGUGUAACAAUUGCGGCCGGUCUCGUUACAGACAUUGUUAAAUAAGUAUGACCAAGUUCAAUCUUUUACUCUAGACGGUCGUUUGAAGGCACUACUGUUUGAAAUAAAAAUGACAACAUUGA